AGGUCUGCCGCCAAUCACUGCGUGGACGAUUCUUUCAGUUCGAAAGGGCGAUCGGGAAUCCAAGGAUGACUACGCCUAAGAAAGUUCUUGGAAGGUCAGCUGGGUCCAUUAAUGCUCCCAUUGCCGCAUUUACCAUGGCAGUCCUUCUUUGUUCCUAUUGCUUUAGCUCUAUCCGAACCGCCCGCCGUGAGGCAGAACAUGCCUCACCCACCACCACACGAGAUAGGCCUUCUGCAAGGUCAGACAGUUGGAUAGCAGAUGCUUUAGAGGAGAGUCGGAAGGGGGGGAAUAAAGGCGCGUAGCCUCGGUCGUUUGUAUAUAGUGUUCCAUCAUCUCUUGUCUUGGUAUCAAACAAAGAACGUUACAGUUAUGUUUUACAGAGUAGAUUAAAGAAUAGAACUACUUAGAAUAUCAUCAAUUUACAAG
This is a messenger RNA of Penicilliopsis zonata CBS 506.65, 426 nucleotides long. RefSeq lists its product as hypothetical. Lineage: Eukaryota; Fungi; Ascomycota; Eurotiomycetes; Eurotiales; Aspergillaceae. The record is from RefSeq and is a predicted model, not a curated record. Bases 66 to 302 code for a protein of 78 amino acids. The transcript has 2 exons.